Messenger RNA from Acanthoscelides obtectus, 552 nucleotides. NCBI's taxonomy places the organism in Eukaryota, Metazoa, Arthropoda, Insecta, Coleoptera, Chrysomelidae. The record is from the annotation of a GenBank genome assembly.
AUGAAGAUAUGUCUACGCUAUCUCGGUGACCCUGGAUAUCAACAAAAUAUUGGUCAGGAACUUGGUGUUAGUCAAGCAACGGUAUUUCGUACUGUGGAUAGAGUUGUGAACAGCAUAGUUGCACAGUCGAAUGAAUGGAUCAAGUUUCCAACUACCUACCAUGAACUGAUGGAGGCCAGGCGGACAUGGCAAAGCAUGUAUAAAUUUCCGACAGAAAUUUGCGUAAUUGAUUGUACACAUAUAGGAAUCCUGAAACCAAAUCGCCAUGGAGAUGAGCAUAUCAACCGAAAAGGGAAACCUACUUUAAAUGUGCAAGCCACUUGUGAUGCCAGAGAGAUGUUCACAUGUGUUGAUCAAUCUUUGGAUAUGCCGAAAGGAUAUCGUCGGUAUUCGUCUCCAGGGACAUCCUCUGAGAGCGAGGAAGAAGUUGUGGUUUUACGUCGUCGAUUGAAGCGAUUAGAGAAAAAAAUUAAGUGCUCUCCCCUCGAUGGGGGCAAAAAUAGGGCAAAGCAACAGAGAGUUGAGGAAAUCCCAUCUACAGAUGAAACUUAA